UCCCCGGGGAGGCGGGGCCGGGCCGGCGCCGGGGCAUCAUGCAUCAGAAGCUGCUGAAGAGCGCGCACUACAUCGAGCUGGGCAGCUACCAGUACUGGCCGGUCCUGGUGCCCCGCGGCAUCCGCCUGUACACCUAUGAACAGAUCCCGGUGUCCCUCAAAGAUAACCCCUACAUCACCGACGGCUACCGGGCCUACCUGCCUUCCAGGCUGUGUAUCAAAAGCUUGUUUAUUUUAUCCAAUGAGACGGUAAACAUCUGGAGUCAUUUGCUGGGUUUCUUUCUCUUCUUCACCCUGGGAAUAUAUGACAUGACAUCCGUGCUGCCUUCGGCGAGUGCAUCCAGAGAAGACUUUGUCAUUUGCUCCAUUUGCCUUUUCUGCUUCCAGGUCUGUAUGCUCUGCUCCGUGGGCUAUCAUCUCUUCUCCUGUCAUCGGUCGGAAAAGACUUGUCGAAGAUGGAUGGCAUUGGAUUAUGCAGGGAUUUCUAUCGGAAUACUGGGCUGCUAUGUCUCCGGAGUAUUUUAUGCAUUUUACUGUAAUAAUUAUUGGCGUCAGGUGUACUUGAUCACCGUGCUUGCAAUGAUCCUGGCAGUGUUCUUCGCACAGAUCCAUCCCAAUUACCUCACACAACAGUGGCAGAGGCUCCGCCCCAUCAUCUUUUGUUCUGUCUCGGGGUACGGCGUGAUCCCUACUCUUCACUGGGUUUGGCUCAAUGGAGGAAUCAGUGCUCCUAUUGUACAGGACUUCGCACCCCGAGUAGUAGUGAUGUACGUGAUUGCUCUUCUGGCUUUCCUCUUCUACAUUUCCAAAGUUCCAGAACGGUACUUCCCAGGACAGCUAAACUACCUCGGAUCAAGCCACCAGAUCUGGCACGUCCUGGCAGUAGUGAUGUUAUACUGGUGGCACCAGUCAACAGUGUAUGUCAUGCAGUACAGACACAGCAAGCCUUGCCCUGACCACGGUCCGCACCUGUAAGUUCAGGUAUGGCCACCCGGUGAAUCCAGUCAUUGAGCAAUAUACCGUGGGGGGUUUAGACUCCACUAUUUCUAAGGUUCCCGUUUAUUUUUUUCCCCUUUUCUUCUUAUUUAAUGAGUCAUAAUGGUUUAUAAAAAUGGGGAAAUAUAGUGGGAUCUGUAGUAAGAACUGUGUUUGACCCUUGCAACUAUGAUUCGAUGUUUGUGCAGACGGUGAAAGUUAGACAUGUUGAGACAUGGAUGUGGGUGUGAGACUGCUCUAAAAAUGGGGUGCAGUCUACAUAAGACCAGCUUUGUUUUCUUAGGAACAGCCCCUGUCUGUAAUAAGUGGAGGCAUCCUGUAUGCUUACUUUAAUAGGAGACGUUUUCAUUAAAUGACCAAAUUUGCCUCUUCAAGGCAAGGGUUGCUAUAGCCUGUGCUACUCCAAGCUCAGUGUGCUGCUGAAUAAUCACAGCCUUCCUCCUGUACAGCUCAUGAGAAACUGGCCCCUGAGUAAUUUCCCUUAGCCAGAUUCUCUUCUCCUUAGGAACAUUUGAUUUUUUUUUUUAAGUUUGCUAACAAAAAAAAAUUUUAAUUCCUCUUUUGAGAAAGGUAUUGAGAAAAGAAACAUGCAUUGCUAUUUUAAAAAAUAUAUUAGAUUGGAAACUAGGGACAUGACAGAGCAACACAUGGUCUGAUAGCCAAAUUAUCAACUACCUAAUUUUAUUCCAAGUAUUAUUUAAUUCCAUAUUAAAUACCAGAUUCCUGACAGUGAAUUUUGAUUCCAGCUUUCCCAAAGAAAUUUCAUCUCUAACUCUAGUCCUAAGUUUCAUGAUGAUGAGUUCAAAACUCUAUGGGUGCUACUUUGAAGGCCAUGAGAUCUGAGUGGCCCUGUCUUGACCGUGAAUGAACCGUAAGCCUUAGAAGUCAUGCAGAUGUCUCAUUUGAUAGUGAGAUUAUUCACCGCUGCUCCAGGCCUGCUUAUACUUGUACUGACAUUUCAUUGACAACUUAAACAUGUAUAUAAACAUCAUGUGCACUUCAGAGCUGAAGCAUUAGUCCUGUUAACUGUAGAUCCCACUGCCCUGUCAGAUAGCAUAACUUUUAUUCCUUGGUCUUGCCAAAUGCAUAAAUUAAAUCAUUCAUAGUAUUCAUAAAAACUUCCAUUGUCCACUGAAAUAUAAGGUAUGACCUAAGUUUCUUAGUAAGUUCACAAGCUAUUUUAAAUACUGGCAUAUUUUCAGGAAAAUGGAAUUAACUAAUAUAUCAUAACAUUUUUCUUUACAUUGAUGUUCAUUCCCUAAAUGCACUUUCUACAUCCAGUAUUAGGAAAAUUGAUAUGCCCAGUGUAUGCCUCUGCAGGGCGUUUCCUUGUAGUGUAGUGGUUUGGGAAUUUAAAUUUCCCUUGCUAGUACAUCAGACGUUUUUUUCCCAGUGGGCUCAGUGAAGGCCACCAUUUCAUAACCAUAGUGAUGAUGGAAUGCUACUUUCAAAGUGGCUGUUGUAUCUUAGAACACAAAUUCAAUUCAUGCUCAACUUUAGAUGAUCUGAACAUAACAAAAGUUGAAUAUAUUUCUCAAAAAAAUCCAUUAUUGGCUUACGUGGCUCUUGAAUACACAUUUUAUCAUUUUGGCCAGAAUAAAUAUACUAAGUAGUUUUUAAGUAAAAAAUGAGGAAAGUCCAGUAACUUUAGGUGUGGAGCCAUUUUUAUUCUGAACUCUUCUCAAAAGAAAUAAUUCCAAGUCUUUUAAUUUUUUUUUUCUUUUUUCAGACAGGGUCCCACUCUAUAGCCUAGGUGGGUCUGGAACUUGCUAUGUAGACUAGACUGGCCUUGUACUCAUAGCGAUCCACCUGCCUCUGCCUCCCAUGGUGUGCCACCAUGCCCAGUUUUACUUUCUGGAAAUGCCUGGUUUCUUUUUGUACAUGAAUUCUGUAAUAAUUGCUGUAUGUGUAACACAUAAAAAGAGCAUACUUUGUUUUUAAAUAACUUUUCUUUGAAUAGUUCUGAUUGUAGGGACAGUUAUUCUGUAUUCUCUGAAAAUGUUUGAUAUUAUAAUUAUUAUCCUCGUCUUUUAUCUUUAUAAUUAUUUAUUGUAAAGGAAUGACUGACUGUGGAUUGUUGUCAACUAUAAACACUUAUGUAUGUCAGCAUUUAUUGACCAUCUACUGUGUGCACAACACUACUGAUACAAAGUUUAAUUAUCACAUUAAAGAAUAUUUGACAACUA
Messenger RNA from Peromyscus maniculatus bairdii (prairie deer mouse), 3181 nucleotides. It is a transcript of the gene Paqr3, whose product is annotated as progestin and adipoQ receptor family member 3. Gene Ontology annotation, cellular component: membrane. The record is from RefSeq and is a predicted model, not a curated record. Gene Ontology annotation, molecular function: signaling receptor activity. NCBI's taxonomy places the organism in Eukaryota, Metazoa, Chordata, Mammalia, Rodentia, Cricetidae.